Molecule: messenger RNA, 4491 nt
Organism: Monodelphis domestica (gray short-tailed opossum)
Lineage: Eukaryota; Metazoa; Chordata; Mammalia; Didelphimorphia; Didelphidae
Cellular component (GO): cytosol
Molecular function (GO): protein kinase A regulatory subunit binding
Source: RefSeq, a predicted model, not a curated record
CCUAGGGCAACAUGGUCCACCUUAAAAACCCUGUGUGCAUAAGGAGCAAUGACUGCAACAAAGGGAAAUUCUCCUUUUCUAGUUCCGUAGCUGUUACUCUACCUAGCCUUGAUCCCUAAGCACUAGUGCUCUUUCCCAUGAGGCACCACCACCCUUUCCCCACCUUGCCUCCCCCAAACUGGGUGUACCUUUGGUUCGACCUGGCUUCCUCUUUAGACACUGCAAUCUCCUCUGAUCCCAACACACCACAAUGGGCCCCUUUAGACACUGACUUGGUCUAUGUUUCAGACAAUGCGACUGCCUGGCCUUAUCACAUCCAAAACUUUAAUUCCCAGGCACCAAUCUCUGCUUAUUUGAUUUUUUUAUCCCUUUCCUUCCUUCCCUGCAUCACGGCCUGCUCAAAAACCUCUCAGCUGCUCUGCCAAGACAGGAAGGCAUCAGUUAGCAUCAUGGCGCCUGGGCAGCCACUUCCCCUGCCUGGGGGAACAGUACAACCAGGAGGAAACAGGUGCUAGAAAAGAUAAGCACCUUCUAGGAGACACCUGUUUCUUCCCCAUGGAAACAAAUCAGUUGGCCCAGCUACAGGGAGGAAGAAGGAGGAAAGGAUAUGCUGGCUGACACCUAGAGGGCCAGUUUGGAACACCAUUGGAGGCCUUGCUUUCUUUUCACUUCAGCUGAUCAUGAGCAAAGCAGAAAACUUUGUGCUUCCCUUUGUGGAUGUGGAUAUCAGAGAGAUAUUUGAAAUUGCUAUCAAAGCUGGCUUCAAGUCUCAAAAGAAAAGAAAAGAAUUUUGGAGAAGACAACAGAGCUACCAGAAAUCAAAGGAGAAAGAACAGGAAUGUCAGGAGGAAGUCCUCACUGAACAGGCAAUGAUGUGCUUACCUAAAGGCAACCCAACAGACCAGUCAAGCUGGAGCCAAGAUGAGAGCCCUCUGACAAAGGCAAUGCAAGACCAGAACCACCACGAUGGCCUCAAGGUGCUCAAGCAUCAGGACCAUCCCCAAAAGGAGGGAAUCCCUCAAGAGAUGGAGGCAAGGAUGCAACAGUAUCAAGGACAAAAAGUGAGGAUCCAGGACAGGGUAGAGUUGGGGCAACAGCCAUAUGAGGGAGAAAGAGAUGAGAAGAGAAGAGAACUCUGCUGCCUUCAAGAUCAAGUACUAACAAAAGUAUUAAGAGGACAUCAAAAAAUAUACUCAAAGGUAUACUUCAUCCAGCAGCAGGGGCAGGGAGAAGCAGAUAUAACAAUGAAUGAACAAGAGAACCCCAACCAGCAAGAGAAAAAGGUGGAAGGAUAUCCAGUGCUGCCAGACCUAUGUAAUGCCAAAGAAGGCUCAGCAAAGGAGGCUGAGAUAGCCAAGUGCCCCAUCCAAGACACACCCAGAGUAACUGAGAAAGGGAACCAACUGAAUCAAAUUGAGGUAAAACUCACUCAAGAAGAAUCUCAUCAUCCUGGCCAAAGUGACAUAAAGUCAGAACAGAUAGAGUUGUGCCAAGAGAGCAGACUUCCAGAAAAUCCUCAUGACUCAGAGAGGUUGAAUGAAACAGAGCCACAAGUCUAUGACCAAGAUGACCUGAAAACGAAGCAGCAAAAACAAGUUGAAGGACAAUCAAGGGAACCCUUCAGCUUCCUAGAGAAAGAAGUAGUGAAGGUGAUGAGAUUGUGGCAGCAGUGGGAAAUAAAUGAGGUGGUCAAAGUUAUGCAAGAGCAUCAUUGCUCCCAAGUAGAAGAGAUGCAGAAGGUAAUACUCCAGCAGUGGACAGAGGAAGAAGGCUCCAGAGGUGCAAAGCUACAGUGUGGCUCCAGAAAAAAGCUAGGAAGCCUUAUGCAGCCACAAGGGAGACAGAUCCAUGAACAUUCCUGGGGGAAUUGGGGUCAGUGUCAGAAGAAGGAAGAAAUUAUUCCUCUGCUGCCCCAACAAGAUGGAGAAUUGUCUGAAGUUUUAUCUACAGAAACCCAGUUAGGUAGAGAAGAUAAAGAAACUAUGCAGCAACAAAACCCAAACAAAGAAUGGCCAAUACAAGAAAAUGAGGCUUCAGAAUUAUCCCAAAAGGAAAGCCAAGUGGAUGAAGAGCCCAAGGUAUUUCAACUGGAACAGCAAGAGGAAAACAUCACUGGCUUAACAGGGAUAUCCCAAAUUCUGCAAGUAUUAAAGCAACAGCAUCAGUGCCAGAAGGAAGCCAUUUUGAAAGUGAUGCGCCAGCAGCAGACCCAUCAGGAAGAAGCAAUUCAGAAGGCCCUUGGAGAGCAAUGUCAAGUACAAGAGGUUCUCAAGGCCAUGCGUCAAGAAUGGCAGAGCCAAAUGGAAGCCAUUCUGGAGACCAUGGAAUUGCAGGAGCAGUUCCAAGCAAAGGCCAUUUUGAAAGUGAUGAGGCAGCUGGGACAUCAAUGGAAAGAGGAUUCCAGGAUGAUAGAGUCAGAUCAGGACCACCAUGAAAAAGAGAUGAUUAAGCAUGGUUCAAAGUGUCAAAGUACAAAAGAGCUACAGGAUCAAAGAGAAGUGGAUCUCAAGGAUCCAUCAGAUCAACAUGAUAAUGGUGCAAAGGAAAGAGAGCAAGACCAAGACCAAAACCUGGACAGGGAGUCAAUAACUUUUAAAGAGAGAACAAGUCAACGGGGAAGACUGAAGCACACCCAGAACAACAUUUCAAAGAAAACAGGUCAGCAAAUCCAAAACAAAGCAGAUCAAAGGCAAGAACUGGGUGAGGAAGAGAAUGAUAACAAGGUAGCAGAACAGAACCAAGAGGAAGAAAAGAAAUCAAAGAAACAUAAAAGAGACAGCCCUAAUUAUUUUGUAGCAAUUCCAAUAACCAAUGAUCAGAUUCUAGAUAAAAUUGAAGAUGUGCAGGAGUUCAUUUACAGUAAGGAGCCUGAACUGCUAAAAGCCUUGAUCCCUGUCCAGACCAUGCAUAUCACCAUAAUUGUUGCUCAUCUCAGAACCAAGCAAGACGUGCAAAAGGCUAUUUCAGCUCUGGAAGAGAGCAAAGUUCGUGUAGAAGAGCUUUUGGAAGGCAGACGUCUUAAUAUGACAUUUCAUGGGAUUGGUCAGUUUAGUAAUCAAGUGAUAUAUGUGAAAAUGUCUGGAGAGCAGGAGCAACAGCUACUGAGCAAAAUUGCAGAGGCCGUGGAGAGAUCUUUUCAGGAAAUGAACAUAGACAUCACAGGCAGCAAAGACUUCAGACCACAUCUGACUUUCCUGAAACUAUCCAAAGCACCCGCCCUGAGGAGAAAGGGCUUUAGAAAGAUCCAUUCUGAACUAUAUAAAGAAUAUGAAGACUACCCCUUUGGAACUGAAAUCUUUAGUCAAAUUGAUCUUUGCUCCAUGCAUAAAAAGAAGCAGGAAUCUGGCUACUAUCACUGUGAAUGUACCAUUUCUGUUGCUCCUGGGCGCACAGGUGAGACCCAGAAACUACCCACAGAGAUAGAGUAUUUGAAAGAAUUGUGUGUUCCCAUCUCUCCUGACCCUUGCCCAGAAGCCAAAGCUGAAGAGACCAAAGCCACUGAGUGUUGCCGAUGUAUCUCUUGCAUAGCCGAAGACGAUGAUAAACCCACUGAAUAUACAUCCUCAAUCAGGCCUGGAUGUGAGACGGUAGACCAAAAGACAGGUGUGUCAGUUUUAGAUGAAAUCUUUACCAUAGAUGCAAAGGUCUUCCUUUAAGCCAGUUCCUGAGAUUUUGCCAGUACAACCAGAUGCAAUGAAGAACAUAGAUGAGGGAUCAGAAAAACAAUGAAGCUGACAGAUGGUAAUUUCUAAAGAGUUGAAUCAACAGAAAUUGUAUCUCAUCAGCCUGCUUGCCCAGAAUAAGGUAGAACUUGUUCCAAUGCUCAGCUCACCAGAGGGACAGUCAUUGUGCCAGGAGGUGCUGCUCUGGACUGAGAUGCCAGCACAAAAACUGAGAUGUGCCACUUCUUUUGAAUGCCAUCUGGAGAGCAAAUUACUUUGUAAGCCACAUCAGAAGUCAUCUGUUUGUAAAUGAGGUAACAACCCAAACAAAAGUGAAAUCCAUCCAAGAAUGUGGAAGAAUUCAAUCAAAAACUAAUGAAACCCAGAUAACAGAGUACUGCUUCUUGGCCACUUCAAAAGAGAAAGCUAUCCAGCUAUCAUCACCAAUUAACUUGCCUGUAUAUUUAUGGAUUGAUUCCAUGUCAUUUUUUAAUCUGACGUUUAUUUUCUGAGUUUGAAAAAGCUGAACUUAAAUCUUUCAGAAUUGUAUUUUGUUGCAAUCAUUGACAUAUCUUAUUUCAGGAAGCCUUGGGAUGAGCUUCCCAAAUUGAAUGCCUUUGAUCAUAUAAGAGGACAAAAUGCUCCUAUUAGUAUCCCAAAGUGCCAUAAAUGAAAUGGAAAAAUAUAUCCUCCUUCAAAUAUUUGACUUGAGUUAUUGAGAGAGAGAAUUGUAAUCUUUCUCCAGUAAGGAAGGAACUCAAUGUUCCACAUGUAAUAAAAAAUGCAUCCACAAAAUAAACUGAGGAUUUGGGGGUCAUUUUAAAUGGUA